This is a messenger RNA of Dujonia railenensis, 3243 nucleotides long. The record is from the annotation of a GenBank genome assembly. Lineage: Eukaryota; Fungi; Ascomycota; Pichiomycetes; Serinales; Debaryomycetaceae.
AUGACCGUUCUGAGAGAUCAUUACUAUAGACUCGCUUCUGAGGUUCCUCAGGAAAGAAUUGAAGCGGCUACAGCCUUGCUCUCUGAGCUCCAGGCUGCAAAUCUCAAAGAAGAAUGGGACUAUGCCAUGAACCGUCUUAUUAAAGGUUUAACUUCAACCAGACAAAGUGCUAAAGUUGGAUUUUCCAUGGCGUUAAUAGAGGUGUUAUCGGUACUUGUAAAGGAUUCAAAGAACGAUUUGACUGUUUUGGGCUACUUCAAGCAGCUCUUGGAGUUGACUGAGACCAAAUCUUCCAUGAAAGGAAAGGAAGAGAGAGCUAUUUUGUUUGGAAGACUCUUUGGGUUGCAAGUGAUUUUAAAUUCUGGGCUUUUACUUGAUUCCGAAGAAUUUGUUUCACUUUCUGAAUUAAGAGAGUUUUGUAGAAUCUUGAUCGAAUUGUCCACCAUCAAGUCUUGGUUAAGAGAGUCAACGAUUUUCACCUUGUUCACUUUUUUCUCGGAGUACCAAGCAAAAGUCUCGACAUACAAUCGUGAACUUAGUGUUUGGAUAUUACAGAAGCUCAAUGAUGCUGGACUUAACUUGACCACUGAGGGAAUGUCCAUAUAUCUUUCAAUUCCAAAGGGAAAUAGGAAGGCUUUUAGCUUAGAAGUCGAGAAUCCACAAGCAAACUGGAAGAACGGUGAUCCAUUGUCCAAAGGAAACUUACCACUUUUAACCAAAGUUUUGAAAGAUGUUGAAGUAGUUGAAGAAGAAAAGGGAGAUUCUGAAGGCAAUAAGAAUAACAAACCUAAGCAAAAGAGUAAUUGGAACCCAAGAAUACACUUUGUCUGGGAUUUAAUUGUAAGAGAUUUCUUGAUUGAAAGUGGACCUUUAGAUGAUCAAAUUGAAGAGGAAGAAGUUGGCAAAAAGCGUAAGAAGCAUUCCAAGGAAGAAACCUCCAAAAAGAAAUCCAAAAAGAAUACAGUUGGAGAAGAUCUCAGCUUGUCACUUCAGGAAUUUUGGAAAGUAAUCGUUGAUGAAUCAUUAUUCUCAGAGAAGUCUUCACACGAAAGGAAGUUCUGGGGAUUUGAAAUUUUUGGCAAGUUUUUGAAAGCAGUUCAGAGAAAGCAGGAAAUUUACCAUCUAUUCACCCCCAAUUUAAUGAGAUGCUUGAUCAAUCAGUCAUCUCAGCUGAAUAGGUUCUUAAAUAAGAUUUCGAUUCAAACUUUGAAUACUAUAGUUGAAGUAGCAAAGAGAGAACCAACGAAAGCUCCAAUAAUAUUGAGUUGUCUUUUAGAUGAAUCUCAUGGUGGUUGUUGGAAUUUCGAUCUUAUCACUAAAUCCAAAUGCAUUGAUGAAGUUUUGAGUGGACCUGAAGAUGAAAGCGGUGAUAUCUUUAAUGAAUUUAGAAAGAUUUUAAUUUCCAAAUAUUUUAGUGUAAUCAAGGAUGUUUCAGAAGACAUUGAUGAUUUGGAUGAAGAAAAAGAAGGAGCAGAAGAACCAAACUCUCUGGUUCCAUUAAAGUACCCAUAUGACAAUGUUCAAAAGUGGUGCCUUGAUAAGCUUUUACACUUAAUAAGAAGUCAUAAACACUUGUUAAAAGAUGGUGCCCACUCUAAAUGGUUGGAAGAGAUUUUCCAACUUUUGAUCAAAAAUGCAUUCUUCAAAUUGAAAGAUACGGGAAGAAGCCCUAUCUCGUUGAAUAUUAAGAACUUAUCUCUGGAGCGUUUGACAUCUAUCUUAUCAGAUGUCAUCACAUUUAAAAAUGAAAAUGAUGAGCCAUGGCCCCUCUUCUGUAUUGAUUUCAUCAGAGAGAUAGAAGAAAAUCAUGAGGAUUACGAAUUGGUGGCAGAAUUUGAUGAAAGUCUUAUUGAAAGUAGAAAUGAGAUCUUGGAUAUUUUAUCUACUAUAAAAAAAUCCAUUAGGAAGUCUAAAAAGAGAGCCAGCAAGAAAUCAAAAUCAAAAUCCGAUAUAGGAGUUGAUCAAUUAUAUUGCUUUCAAUUAUUGUUUUCAAUGGUGUUGAUUCAAUUCUACAUGGCGGACGAAGAAGCUGUAUCUGUACUUGAAGAAUUGAAAGUAUGCUAUGAAGAUAUCACAAAUAAAGGAGAAAGUGAAGAAGGUGAAGAAGUUGAUUCUUCUCAAGUUCUAACAGAGAUUAUCUUAUCAUUUGUUGCACGUAAAUCUAAUUUGUUGAAGAAAAUUUCUAUGAUCAUUUGGGAAAGUUUCUUGUGUGCCAAAAACGAGGAAGGUAAAUUAAGAAUCACUGAGAAUAGUUUAGCAUUACUUUACGAUAUUUUGGAAUCGAGGGAAAACAAAGAAGGUUUAGAAAAGGUGUUUGAAGGUCAAGGUGAAUAUGAAGAAGAAAAUGCCGAAAAAGAAGAAGGAGAAGAUGACGAAGAAGAAGAAGAAGAAGAAGAAGAAGAUGAUGAUGAAGACGCUGAAGAUUCAAAUUCCGAUUCAGACUCAGAUUCAGACUCUGUUGAUCCAGAUUCAACUGUUGAUAAAGUAGAAAGAGAAACAUCUGCUAAACUCUCCGAGGCAUUGGGAAUCCCUUCAUCUGGAGAAGUGAAAUUUGAAGACUUGUCUGAUUUUGAGGGAGACGAAGAAGAUUCAUAUGAAUCAGAUUCUAUGGAUGAUGAACAAAUGAUGGAAAUCGAUGAGCAAUUAUCCAAAAUAUUCAAAGAAAGAAGAGAUGCAUUGUCUUCAGUGGUCACUGGAAGUAAAAGGAAAACAGAGGUUAUUGAUGCCAAGGAACAAAUGAUAUUCUUCAAAAACCGAGUGUUAGAUUUACUAGAACAGUUCAACAAGCACCAGCCAUCUUCAUAUUUGAAUUUAACAAUGAUUAAGCCUAUUAUUACGUUGAUCGGGUUAACUUUGGACAAAAAUGUUGGUACCAAAGCACACAAAUUAUUGAAAUUUAAAAUUAGCAAGACGAAAGUUUCUAAAGACCAAUUCUCUGAAAAUUUCGACUCUGAAGAAGAUGGCGAAGUGUUCAAAAAAUCUUUGUUGGAGAUGAUUCAAUGGCUCCACAGCACAGCAAGUCGGUCCUCAUCAAAUCAGGCACACUCAAUGGCCUGUAACCAAGCAUGUAUUAUAUUAUCCAAGAAUUUAAUUGGAAUCGACGAUACUUAUUUAGACCAAGUCAUUGAAAUCUACACCUCUUCUUUGAAAGAAUGGGCCAUUAACAAAAAGAGUAAAAUUCAAGCAUCCAUGUUUUUUGAUUUUAUUAAUUGGUUGAAUUCAAAGAGAGAGAACAAGCAGUAG